CUGCUCCGCCCACUGGCCGUGUGCGGUACCUAUUCCCUUCCGGGUGCGGGCGGGCCCUGCAGGAGGGGACAGGCGCUUCCGCUGGCGGCCGAGUCACCUUGCAGCGCGGACCCGGGUGCGGUUCUCCCGGCGCCCCCGCCCCCCGUGGAAGGGCGAUGGCCGGGCUGGUCAACCUGGAGGACGAGGAGGAGGUGAAGGGCUACCUGGAGAACCUGGGCAUCGAGUACAGCUACCAGUGCUACAAGGAGGGCGAUCCGGACGGUUGCCAUCGAUUGGCUGAUUAUUUGGAGGGGGUGAAGAAGGACUUUGAAGCAGCUGCCAAGGUGCUAAAAGAAAACUGUGAAAAGAAUCAGAACAGUGAGAGUUGCUAUAAACUUGGAGCUUAUUAUGCAACUGGGAAAGGUGGAUUCACCCAAGAUUUGAAAGCUGCCUACAACUGUUUUCUGAAGUCUUGCGAAAAAGGUGGGAAGAAAUCAAUAAAUGCUUGCCACAACGUUGGACUUUUAGCACACGAUGGGCAAGUAAAUGACGACAAACCUGACCCAGUCCUUGCCAGGGACUACUACAGUAAAGCAUGUGAUGGCAGUUUUGCUCCUAGUUGCUUCAAUCUUAGUGCGAUAUAUCUUCAAGGAGCACCUGGGAUACCAAAGGACAUGAACCUAGCUUUGAAGUACUCUUUGAAAGCAUGUGACAUGGGUCAUGUGUGGGCAUGUGCCAAUGCCAGUCGAAUGUACAAACUAGGAGAUGGAAUUGAUAAGAAUGAUGCCAAGGCAGAGGCUCUGAAAAACAGGGCAAGAGACCUACAUAAAGAACAGCAGGAAGCUUCUAGAGCCUUAACAUUUGGGGAGUAAACCCACUUAAAUCAUUCACAGACUUCUAGGACAGCACUUUUAAAUGGUGCAUAAACUUUAGCUGCAAACAAAAAACCCAUACCUGUUGCACUCACAAAAGAGGCAUCUGUGUGUGUUUGCAUGUGCAAACUUUUGGAUGUGCAACUGAUGAUUGUACAACUCUGGUGUGCCAUUAUCUGAAAACUUGGCCCCUUAGAACAAUUGUUCAGGCGAACAAACGUCUAGGGCCAAAUUUUCAAAGGCCCAGAGGACCCAGCUUUUAAAGUUGAAGGCACAGUUUUAUGUGCUGACUUGUGACUGCAAUCUUCCACAUCCACACAAAAUUGUAUGUGCAUAAUUACUCAAACCUGAGUAUGCAAAACUGUCUAAUUUUAGAAACUACUUUGGAUAAUAUUACUGGGACCCUAAGGGAUGCUAUAUAGAAGAAUGUACAUACUCUUGAGCACUCUUUUCCAAAGACAAGCUCUCUCAAGUUUAGGUUUUCAGCGUAUCACAGGACAUACUCCUUCCAUUGAUGCUGAAAUAUACUGAUCACUGAAGGUGGUAUUUAUUUUGUCUUCUAAAUGUAGUUUCUUUAGCUGCACUUCUGUUUACCAAGGUUACAAAAGGGAUAUAACUUAGCUGACAUGGUGAUGAGUGAAGUUUUAAAACUCAGAUGCACAUAUAUAAAAUCUUGAUUUCUUGAAAGUCCAGUAAAUCUUAUCUAGAUACUUCUGAAUGUCAUUAAGUAUCCUUUGUGUAAAUUGUUUUUAGCCUAUUUCAGAUGGGUUCACUAUUUUAUUGAACAAUUCUUGGACAUAAUUUGACUAUUUUAAACAUGAAUGUGUGUGUGCGCGCGCGUGCCCAAAUCAAGAAAUCCUUACACAGGCUAAACUUGAAUAUUAGUCAUUGGGCAUUUUUGACUGAGCAAAGACUUCAGGAUGUGAUUUUUUUUAUCAUUAAAAACAAACCUACAGUAAA
Messenger RNA from Chelonia mydas (Green sea turtle), 1811 nucleotides. Its product is annotated as cytochrome c oxidase assembly factor 7. Gene Ontology annotation, molecular function: protein binding. The record is from RefSeq and is a predicted model, not a curated record. The coding region runs from base 156 to 851 and encodes 231 amino acids. Lineage: Eukaryota; Metazoa; Chordata; Testudines; Cheloniidae. Gene Ontology annotation, cellular component: mitochondrial intermembrane space. The transcript has 3 exons.